CAGCUAAAAGGGGUGGAGCUGGGGCGAUAUUAUCUGCAUGUAAUAUGCUGGACCUUAUGUGCAGCCCAGCACGCUCUGAAGGGUGUAUAUACAACUAGUCCUGCAGCUAGUCCCGCUAUGAGUGGAGAGCGUCUCAGCGGCGGAGGACGACAGGCGGGAGCAGGAAUAGCAGAUGAUGUGGCGGCCGAUUGGGAGGUGGGGCUGGCAGAUGGAGUCCACAGAGUGCGCCUGGAUCACGGCACUACGUCGGGAAAAAGGGUUAUUACUGUGGACGACAAGGAGCUCUGUCGUCGAAACUGGAUGUUUUCGUUGGUCGGAUCUGAAAAAUUUAUGAUCAGCUCCAAACCAGCCGAAAUUGUCAUCUCCUGCAAAGGGUUUAUGUUUGAGUAUACACUGAAUGUGGAUGGUAAAUCUUUGAAGAAGUUUGUGGAGUCGCAAUUGAAGAACACACGCGUCUGGCACCCCGAGAUUAAUGGGAGGGGCCACAGGGUCGUCCUGGAUAUUGAGACAAUGGACGUGUAUGUAGAUGGAGAAAAGAUGGACACACAUGUGAGUAUAAUUUGUGGGUCCAGUUUUUAUUAUUGAACCAAAUUUUUAAUGGUCCAAAUGUGCGCUUCUUGUGUGUCUUGAGAAAUAAUCUUCAAAAAUUUUUUCUCCGAUACAGUAUCAUAGAAUUUUAGCGAAUUUGGUUAUCUGCCGGGGUUUUUUGCGCAGGGGGAAUUUACAGACACUGGGACGGAGACGUGUUUCACGCUGGACGGCUACGCAGCCUGCAUCCGAGCGGAAAGUUCCGGAAACAGACACAAGGGACUGGUGCACGUACUGGUGAUUGGCAACACUGUACUAGAACCAGUCCCCGAGGUAAUCACAUGACUAUCACAUGACCACGUUACUAUUUACUAUGACACCCGGCAACCAGUUCACUUUUGGGAAUAAAACUUGUAAUUAAAAAAUUAAUGAAUUUUCAAUCAUAAGGUUUUAUGAUUUUGUAUGUCUUGAUGGAAUAGUAAUAGGAAGUGAUUGACCACUUGAAGGUCAUAAACGUCCAUACACAGACAAUGUACUCCGUC
Messenger RNA from Geodia barretti, 1070 nucleotides. NCBI's taxonomy places the organism in Eukaryota, Metazoa, Porifera, Demospongiae, Tetractinellida, Geodiidae. The record is from the annotation of a GenBank genome assembly.